CUGCCCCAGCCAGACAUGCACACGUUGUGACUCAGACCACGGCACACAAUGGGAUCUAUUUCUGUAACAGCACUAGGGUUAUCACUCCACUUACACCAACUCUCCCGCUCUCUCUCCCUCCCUCUCUUUAUCUAACACUCAUUCACACAAAAUCAUGGCCGACAGAAACAGCCGGUUAAGUGUUAAGAAGAAAGAGAAGAAGGUGGAAAACAAAACGAAUGAUGAGAAGGAUAAAGACAAGGAAAAGGGGAAGGAGAAACUUGUGAAAAAGCCUGACAAGCUCACAACUCAGAGGAGCAAACCAGAGAAGACCCCCGAGAAGCCCAAGGCGGAUGAAGAGAAGAAGAAUGGGGAAGGUGAAGGGGCAACAGCGGCGGAGGCGCAGAACAGUGAAGAAAAUGGAGAGUUUCAACCCAUUGAACUGCCACCGUUCGAGAUCGUCACAGGGGAACAGAUGAGCCCGUUCUACUUCAAGUUUCAGUUCAGGAAUGUGGAAUACUCAUCAGGGAGGAACAAGACCCUACUGUGCUACAGAGUGGAUACAGCAGGAGGCAGCACAGAGCCUCUGAAAGGUUAUAUGGAGGAUGAACAUGCCACAGCUCACGUCGAAGAGGCCUUCUUUCAACAGGUGCUUCCUAACUGCAAUUCUUCUCAGGAGUUUGAUGUCACAUGGUACGUAUCAUCCAGUCCCUGCGUGGCUUGUGCAGACAAGCUGGCCAAGAUCCUGCAAAAGAAUAAAAAGCUCCAUCUCUGCAUAUUCUGCUCUCGUCUCUUUGAGUGGGAGCAGCCAGAGAUAGUACAAGGGCUGAAGGCCCUGGUGAGUGCCGGCUGUAAAAUGAGGAUGAUGAAGCCGCGUGACUUCCUGCUUGUUUGGGAGACGUAUGUGGAGAAGGAGGAGGAUGAGACCUUUACACCCUGGGAGGAUUGUCAGGAGAACUAUGACUACUAUAUGGAGAAACUGGCUGAUAUCCUCAAGUAGAUGUCCACUUGAUGGACGAGAUCUCCCCACUGACUGAACCACAAAUCGGCCUACUUGUGAAAUUCCCACUGGUUGAAAAUGUGUUUCUUGCAGUCACAUGUGAUGGUGCAGAUCAGUAUUAGUUUGAAUGAACACUCGUGGCAACAUUUUGUAUUUUUUAUUUUGAUAAUUUCAUAGGCAGACACAAAUGCGCGAAUGGCAUUUCUAUAGCAUUACUUAUUGUAAAAAAAUAUACUAUAUCGAACUGGUCACUUUAGAAUAACAAAGUAAUAACAUUCAUUGCAGAACCAUUUACAGCGUUUCAGGUUUUGGAGAAGCCUGACAUCUUAUAUCUACUGACAUCUGGUGUUUGUUCUAAGAAUUGAAACACUAACUGAAGGAGAAAGUCAUACAGAUUAUCACAUAUGUACAGUAUAAUAACUAACAUUGAUUUAUAUGAAAGCUGACAUUGUAUAUGAUAGAUUGUGCUAACAUAAAUAAUGUUUCAUAUUUUAUCAGUGCCUUAAGUAAAUUCAUCAGUGCUGUGGAUUAAAAAAUGUACAAUUUCAAACAAUAUUGUGCAACCAAGUAAUGUUUUAUACAGAAUAACAGUACAUAGUUGUAUGGUCCAGCAUUUUGGUCUGGAGAAUAAUAUUUCAACAACUAUUUGAUAGAUUCCAAAGAAAUUUGUCAUUGUUAAUUACAGUAAAUUUAGUGAUUAUUUGAUUUUACAUAUAGCCCCACCAAUGGUGCAAAAUUUCCAUCUGUCCACACAAGUCAUGACAUGAUACAUCUAAAACUAUUGACAUUUAAAACUCAUGACUGAAUUCUAAUCAGCAUCAGCUUUACUUUAACACUAAUGCAAACAUGGCAACAGAUUUAUAUUUUCUGUCCCACUAGUUGUAAGCAUUGCGCAAUUGUUUCUCCAGUUUUCAUACAUACAAAAAUUCAGUUUUCUGAUGCGAAAUGACUAUUAAGGCCUCGCAGGGCUGUUGCAAGUCUAAAGCCUUCUUAAUAGUUGCCUGCUAAAAU
Messenger RNA from Thunnus maccoyii (southern bluefin tuna), 1990 nucleotides. RefSeq names its product apolipoprotein B mRNA editing enzyme, catalytic polypeptide-like 2b (gene apobec2b). The transcript has 4 exons. Bases 155 to 979 code for a protein of 274 amino acids. NCBI's taxonomy places the organism in Eukaryota, Metazoa, Chordata, Actinopteri, Scombriformes, Scombridae. Gene Ontology annotation, molecular function: cytidine deaminase activity; RNA binding. The record is from RefSeq and is a predicted model, not a curated record. Gene Ontology annotation, cellular component: nucleus; cytoplasm. Gene Ontology annotation, biological process: cytidine to uridine editing.